AUGCUGUCUCGGGCAGCUCGUCCGGCCUUCAAGGCUGGCUCGGCGCUCACCAUUCGCCCAGUCACUGCCGCCACUCCCGCCCUUCAGUCCGCCAACUAUGCCACCCUUCGUGAGAUCGAGGGCCGUCUCAAGUCCAUCCGCAACAUUGAGAAGAUCACCAAGACCAUGAAGAUUGUCGCCUCGACCAAGCUCACCCGCGCCCAACGUGCCAUGAACACCUCCCGAUCAUACGGUCAGACCUCCAAUACUGUCUUCGAGGAGGCUGAGACUAAACCACUUGAGAGCGAGGGCAAGAAGACUCUGCUUGUGGUGUGCAGUUCGGACAAGGGUCUCUGUGGUGGUAUACACUCUGGUAUGACGCGUUACGUGCGUCGUCUGAUGACUGAGCACCCUAGCGAUUACCAGCUGGUCAUUGUGGGCGAGAAGUGCAAGGCGCAACUGAGCAGGAGCAACCCCAAGGACUUGGCUUUGACAUUCGCUGGUAUCGGCAAGGAUGUGCCUACCUUCGCAGACGCUCAGGCCAUUGCCGACCAGAUCUCCCUGCUUCCCGAGGACUACGCCAGCAUCAAGAUCAUCUACAACAAGUUCUUGAACGCUCAGUCCUACGAGGCCGUCACCGUUGAGGCUUUCUCUGAGGAGGCUAUCGCUGCGUCACCCAACUUCGCCGCCUUCGAGAUUGAAGAUGAAGUCCUUGCCAACCUCCGCGAGUACGCUCUUGCCAACAGCCUUUACUGGGCUCUUGCCGAGGGCCAUGCUUGCGAACAAUCUGCCCGCCGUAACGCUAUGGACAACGCAUCGAAGAACGCCGGCGACAUGAUCACCAGGUUCCAGAUUCUAUUCAACCGAACGAGACAGGCUGUGAUUACCAACGAGCUGGUGGACAUCAUUACUGGUGCGUCUGCUUCGGAGGGUUAG
Recurvomyces mirabilis is the source of this 915-nucleotide messenger RNA. RefSeq names its product atp3 gamma subunit of the F1 sector of mitochondrial F1F0 ATP synthase (gene ATP3). The transcript is spliced from 3 exons. Gene Ontology annotation, molecular function: proton-transporting ATP synthase activity, rotational mechanism. NCBI's taxonomy places the organism in Eukaryota, Fungi, Ascomycota, Dothideomycetes, Mycosphaerellales, Teratosphaeriaceae. Gene Ontology annotation, biological process: proton motive force-driven ATP synthesis. Bases 1 to 915 code for a protein of 304 amino acids. The record is from RefSeq and is a predicted model, not a curated record.